AUGAGUAGUUCUUUGUUUAGCAGCGUCGUUCCAGCAGCUGUUUCCGAACAGAUAGAUCUGUUCACGACCUAUGUGAUGUCCUUACCUCCGCACCCUCAUUUGACCGAGUACGUGAUCCCAUAUCUCGAAUCCAAUGGAUGGAUUACUUCGAAUGUGAUUCUAUCCAAUUUACACACUGUGUUGUACAUUGCCGUCGGGUAUCAUGCGCUAUUCCUGUUAUCUCAACGGGUCUUAUUCCCACCUCUAGCUUCUUAUAGGUUAUCCUGGGAUCCGGAGACUACGAAAGACCAACGUAAGUCUAAGGAAAAGCAGCAUGCAGACCUUGUCAACCAGAGUGCCGUUCGUCUGGUGAGUUGGAUCCAAUCUCUGAUCGUGCUUUAUCUCAGUUUCGAGGCCAUUGCAUAUAACAAUGAAAAACCAGAUCUAAACUCUCACGAUCGUAUCUUUGGCAUGGACCCAUAUAACGUGAAGGUAUGCGUUUUCGCAAUUGGGUACUUCCUAUGGGAUAUCUACAUUUCAUUGGUCUACUCUACCCUCCCAUUCGUGCUGCACGGUUUGAUCUCUACGGUGGUUUAUGCUAUUGGUUUAAAACCUUACAUCAACUACUACGCAGGUAUUUUCCUGAUGUUCGAGCUAUCCAAUCCAUUCUUGAAUAUCAGAUGGUUCGGGAUCAAGUACUUGCCACAACUGACCAAAGACUGUCAGACUGUCAUGGCCAAGGUGUGUAACGUGAUCCAAUUGGUGAACAAUGUCGUUUUGAUCUUGAUCUUCUUCUUGGCAAGAAUCUGCUGGGGUUUCUACCAAUUCUACCAACUGUGUACCGAUUUCUACAACAUCAGAAACGAUCCAAGCUUCUUACCUCUCGAAACGGCCAUCAUUGUGACCGGUAACCUGAUCCUUGACGUUUUGAACUUAUUCUGGUUAUCAACCAUGCUUUCUGUUGCUGUCAGAAUCAUCAAGAAAGGUGGUAAAGUCCAAGAUAAAUGA
This is a messenger RNA of Kluyveromyces lactis, 987 nucleotides long. RefSeq names its product Ale2p (gene ALE2). Lineage: Eukaryota; Fungi; Ascomycota; Saccharomycetes; Saccharomycetales; Saccharomycetaceae. Bases 1 to 987 code for a protein of 328 amino acids. Gene Ontology annotation, cellular component: membrane; endoplasmic reticulum. The record is from RefSeq and is a predicted model, not a curated record. The transcript has a single exon. Gene Ontology annotation, biological process: lipid homeostasis.